AUGGAAGUGGAGGACUCGGGCGGCGUGGUGCUCACCGCCUACCACUCGUACGCGCGCCCCCCGCCGCCCAGCCCCGAGCCGCGCUGCGCGCCCCGGGCGACCGCCAGCCUCCCCGGCAGCAGAAAGUCCAUCCCUCGCUGCCGAAGAAUCACCAGGAUGCUCUCCAAUGAGUCCCUUCAGUCCCCGGCGUUCAGCCGCUCCAACUCUCAAGCCUCCGUAGACAGUGCCUCCAUGGAGGAUUUCUGGCGGGAGAUAGAAAGCAUCAAAGAGAACAGCCUGGGGGCUCGGGAGGAACAGACGCCUGCCGAGGCCAAGCCCCUGGAUGAAGGAGAACUUGAAGCGGAGUGGUUGCAAGAUGUGGGUUUAUCAACCCUGAUCUCGGGUGAUGAGGAGGAAGAUGGCAAAGCUUUGCUCUCUACUUUGACUCGAACCCAGGCAGCUGCAGUGAAGAAGAGAUACAACACUUACACACAAACCUUGAGAAAAAAGAACAAGCAAUCUGUCAGGGAUGUCAGAGACAUCUUCGGAGCCAACGAAUCUCCUUCCAUCCUGGAGGCCAUUCCAGACGUGCCAGUCCAUUCCAACGGCGCAGCAGACCCUGGACAGUCCGCGCGGAACGUGGCAAAUGAUGAAGAUCUGGAAAAAAACAUUUUGGUAGAAGCUGAAGAGCUGUCCUUUGAAGUAUCAUAUUCAGAAAAGCUAACACAGGCUCCAAAAAGGAACAGAUUUAAGAAGUUAGAUUUUAAGAAAGAAGACUAUGUUUUACCUAAAUUUGUUGUUCAGAAAACCAGAUUUGGCCUAACCAAAGCAGAAGAUCUGUCUGCUGAAGACAUGAAGAAAAUCCGCCAUCUCUCUCUGAUUGAAUUGACGGCCUUUUUUGACGCCUUUCGAAUUCAGCUGAAAAGAAACAAAACAGAGAAAGUGAAAGGACGAGACAGUGGGAUUUUUGGAGUUCCCCUCACAGUCCUGCUGGAAAAUGACCGAAGGAAAGACUCUGGGGUCAAAGUUCCCCUUGUGUUACAAAAGUUCUUUGAGAAAGUUGAGGAAUCGGGUCUGGAAUCCGAAGGGAUCUUUCGACUUUCAGGAUGUACUGCCAAAGUCAAGCAAUACCGUGAAGAACUGGAUGCCAAGUUUAAUGCUGACAAGUUUAAGUGGGAGAAAAUGUGCCAUAGAGAAGCUGCAGUUAUGCUGAAAGCCUUUUUCAGAGAAUUGCCGACCUCUCUCUUUCCUGUGGAAUAUAUACCUGCCUUCAUCACUCUAAUGGAAAGAGGGCCUCACAUCCGAGUACAGUUUCAAGCCUUACACCUCAUGGUCAUGGCACUGCCUGAUGCCAACAGGGACACAGCCCAGGCCCUCAUGACAUUCUUCAAUAAAGUUACUGCCAACGAAUCAAAAAACCGCAUGAGUAUAUGGAACAUCUCUACCAUCAUGGCACCAAACCUCUUCUUCAGUAGAAGCAAGCAUUCUGACUGUGAAGAAUUACUCUUGGCAAACACGGCUGCCCACAUCAUCCGUCUGAUGCUCAAGUACCAGGAGAUGUUGUGGACGGUUCCAUCUUUCUUAAUCGCUCAAGUCAGAAGAAUGAAUGAAGCCACCAUGUUGUUAAAGAAGCCGCUCCCAAGUGUCAAAAAGCUGCUAAGGAGGAAGACCAUAGAACGAGGGUUUGACCAAACGUGCUGCCUUUUUCCUCCUUGGCAGUCCGACGUGCCAGAGGGCGUCAUAAGGGUCCACGCGCCCCUUCUCUCCAAGGUGUCCAUGGCCAUUCAACUCAACGGUCAAACCAAAGGCAGAGACAUACUGGCAAAAUUUCAAUGUGAGAACAGUCAUGGUUCAUCGGAAUGCAUGAAGAUCCAGAACCAGAGGUUAUAUGAAAUUGGAGGCAAUAUAGGACAGCACUGCUUGGAUCCGGAUGCUUAUAUACUGGAUGUAUAUCAUGUGAAUCCCCAGGCAGAAUGGGUGAUUAAACCCCAACAGAGUGUUUGA
Molecule: messenger RNA, 1983 nt
Organism: Rangifer tarandus platyrhynchus (Svalbard reindeer)
Lineage: Eukaryota; Metazoa; Chordata; Mammalia; Artiodactyla; Cervidae
Source: the annotation of a GenBank genome assembly